UUCUUUUUACCAAAAUGUUAACACUUCUCUUCAGAUGACAUUACAAUCAUAAACUCAGGCGUAUUAAAAACCUCAAAACAAGCCUAAGGACAAAUAAUACAUUAUUAAUACAACACCACAGGGUUUCGGAGCUGCUGAUUAAGUCAAUUCCAUGACUUUUAUAAAUAUUUUCAAAACGUGUUAAAAUUAUGUUCAAAAAUUUGAAAAAAAUUAUUUAUUGAUCCAUACUUGCAAUAGAAAUGUAUUUUAGCAGCCAGAUUUUAUUCACAAAUUCAUUUGCUGUAAAAUCGUUUUAGGUGUCGGAAAGGAAAAUAUAUCUAAAGAGGUAAAAAAAAAUGUAUAUAAGUGGUGUCAGACUAUUUGAGAAGUAUAAAAUUAUAAGUAAAAAGCAACAAGUAAAGCAGAAAUUUUCUUGGAAUAUAUUUUCUAGCCUUCCGCAAUCCCUAGUGUUUCUUCUUCACUUAUGAGAAACCAAACUCAUAGGUAUCUGUAUUUUUUAGUUGAGAUGCUGAAACCGGGAUUGACUGUUACACCAAAGUGCGUUUUGACAACAGGACGAGAUGUUGUGUUUAUUUCUGAGAUUUGAAUUAGUUUCUCUGUUGCGUUGCAUUUUCCUUGCGUUGCAUUUUUAGUAAUAUCACUUUGUGCUUUUAGAUUAUCUCAACAUGAGCGUCAAAAUAGAAAUGGAAAGUCCAAACCAGUUAAAGAAUGAUGAUUCCGGUAAAGAAUAUUUCCUCGAGACAUCCAAAGAGGAUUCAAUAUUUUUUAAGAAAGCAACUGAAUACGAGGAUUCUUUCACUGUUCAUGGCUUAAGCAAAAUCUUCAAAGGAAACACAGUAGAGCGAAUAGUUUGGUUGAUAGCACUUAUUGGUGGAUUAGCAUGCGUAGGUUUUGUUGUUAAUCAGUUAGUUGGAAAAUACAGGAGCAAACAAACAUUCAUUGCAAUAAGAAAAGAAAUUGCACAUAAAAAUUAUUUUCCAUCUCUAACAAUCUGCCUGGAAAGAUAUGAACAAGACACAUACUGUAGUGCACCUGUAGGUACAGACCUUGUGCGUUUUUUAAACUGCAAUUGGAAAGGAAAGUACCCCGACACUCAUAUUUAUUUGUCCGGUGCUUUUCGGUAUACGACUUGGCAAAACAGUGAUUUUUCGGUCACGUGUACGAGCAAUGAAAAGUGUGGUCAGAAUGAAUUUAACCCAUCUGUCAUAAAAACAGCAAAUUAUUCCCGUGCUACCUGUGUGACCUGGAAUUAUGAUGGAAAGCAUUACAACACAGGGAAUAAGGUACAACUCAAAGUAAAACCUUUAAGAAGAAGAAAUUUACCUUUCAAUAUUGAAGUUAUCAUUCACCAACAUGAUGAUUUUCCCUUUAUCAUGAACACUGGCAUUAUAAAACUUUCAUCAACACAGGAUUACCAAAUCAGAAUCCAAAAGAACCAAAUAAAAAGACUCCCAGCACCGUUUCCUUCCAACUGUUCGAAAGGCCUGCAGGAGAGGAUAUUUCCAGGAAAGUAUAGUAUCUCCUCCUGUCUAAACACAAUUAAAUGCAUGAAAGCACUCAAAUUAUGCAAUGGAACCUACGAUUAUUGCCGUGAUUUUAUAGAUGAAGAAACGUACCAAAAAUAUAGGAGGAAUAGCUCGCAUGGUAAUGUAUUUUUGUGCCUUUUGAACAAUUCGGAAAAGGUUAUAGCAAAUGUUUCUGAUUGUCAGCUGCCAUGCGAAGAAAUAAAUUACGACAUUUCCACAACAAGUUACAAUGCCAACAUGAAAAAAUCAUCUGUUACUUUCUCGUUGGAAAAUCAGCAUCCCAAUAUCUUGACACAUGUCCUUGAAAAUGAAAUGUAUUCAUGGGAGAGCUUGUUGGCAGAAUCAGGAGGAUUUAUUGGAUUAAUGGCGGGAAUGUCCGUGUUAUCCUUAGUGGAAAUAAUGAUUUAUGGGUUUUUGCUUAUGAUGCAUAAAUGUGCGAAGUUAGUACGAUCUAAGCGUCAUUAAAAAAGAUACAAAAAGAAGAGAUCAACUUUUACUAAACUUAAGGUGGCAGUAAACCUUUUAAAAUUAAAAAAAAACUCUAUCUAGUUUCUCAACGACGCAUAAAAUAGCUGAGAUAUCACAUUUUUAUGUUUCAUUUACUAAAGGAGCUAACACAUACCGAGAGAAAAUUGUUUAGGGAUCCAUAUAGAGGAAGGGAUUCUAGAAUAUAAACACUGACCAAAAAUUUGUUGCUUUCUUGAUUCUGUAAAAGCCAAAAGCUCUGUAUAAAGCACUUUAUUGCUAUAAAAAUGUUUAUGAUUUCGUAUGUAAAUUAGCCUGUUUCCAGAAAGGACCCACUAUUUCGAAAGUGUGGGUCCUUUCAAGAGAUGUAUUUAACGAAAUUUCAGCAGUCAUAUAGAAAGCAUGAAAAUGUUCUUAUUUCACAGAUGAACCUUGCAAGUUGUAUUAUUUUAGUUUUUAGGACGUCUGGUAGUAAGUGCAGUGUACUUACACAAACGUUAACGUACCCUUUAAACAAGUAACGUAUCUACAAUCUUAGACCAAAGUAUUGAGAAAAAUACAGUUAGACGUCAUUUUCAAAUAUGGACAAAAGCGUCAAACAGUAUGCAGCUGGCACGCUGCAAAGUCUCCACCUUUUCGCGCCAGUACAGUCCAGCAAUACAGCAAUACAGUCCUUGCCGAGAUCCGCCAAGGCUCCGAAAUUACUAGAGAAAGUAAAUGCUGACUUAAGCAACAAUUAUCACAUUUCAAGAUCACACGAUCCUGCUUUCUUACGAUUUUUAUUCCGCAUUAAGCAUUGACAAGUUUAAAAUGCGUGAAUCUAAUAUAGAAUUAACCUAUAGAAUUAACCUAUAUUACUUGUGGUGGCGAACUUCGAACUUGAACUGUCUUAUCUCAACUUAUUUUGACUGAGAUUGUAGUUGCUCUUUUGAGUAUAUUUCAGCAAAAUAACUAACAACUCGAAAAUGUGCUUUGAUUCGCGAUUUUGCUUACAGCAACACUUUGCAUAUUCUCCUAACAAUUGAUUUCACAUUAACGUAAUUUCAUUUCUUCCGUUUUAUAUCGAGGAUUUUAACAAUCUUUGCGGUUAGUUCUGACGAAAUAAACGAAAUAGAACAACAGAAAUUACAUUCUCCUUGUUUUUUUGAAGCAUAAAUCCUACAAGUAUAUUCAGGCUAAGAUAGAAGAAUUUUCUGAGCACAUGCUAAGCAUAUUAGCCGGCUUUAGUGAAUCCUUCUGAUGCGUUUUUCUUGUGUAAUGAGUAUUUUAAUUCGUCACAGAUUUUUUAAUUCUGAUACACACAAGACUUAAUAAACACCACGAAACUGUCUAUACUUGACUUGUGCAAUGAUACCUUUAAUUUUGUUUUUGUUUUUUUGGCUGAAAACGGGGUUAUUUGUCUUAAUGCACAAAGCAACGUUUAAAUUUUGCAUUUUUUUGGAAGUAAGCAAAACAUAAGCAUACUCUAAGCUUGACUGUAUUUUUCGCAUAAGUAUACCCAGUCGGAUUUUGCAUUUUCAUUUGCUCUUUUGUUGGCAGUAAAUUUUUUUUAUCUGUACUUAAGACACCAACAAAUGAGUCAUUUGAUACCCUAGCUUCAAGGUAAGAAAGUGACUAGUAGCGAGUUAGUAAGUCACAUUUUGCUAGCUUGAGAUAAAUGGCUCACUGGAUAAUCAUUCUCACUUUAUUUUAGGGAUUUUAAAAGAUAACAAUGGUGCUGAUAGAGAUCUGAAACAUUGCCAACGUUUAAAAUUAUAAAACACCUGUAUGAGCUAUUGUGAACAUAUCAAUAUCAGAGCACUGGUAGCUACGCAAUAUUAUAUAUGUUCUUCCUGACCCGUCCUUAGUUUUGACCUAGGAUGAUAGAAACCUAAAUCUUUCUGAAAGAGCAACCAUUGGAUAUCCCGCGCCCUGAAAACGUGCAGCCCAGUGUUUUGCCACGUUUUGUAAUAAGUGGCUGAUUCUGUAACACAUGCUGAUUUUCGUCAUAAAAACGGCUUACUUUGUAGUGCCUGCCGCGUUUUGAAUUAAAAACAGCUCAUUCUGUAAAAAAGCUACCUGUUGGUUAAUGAGCUGGUGAAAUCAAAUGACUGUUCAUUUUUGUGCAAAAAUUCACAUCUCUGGUGAAUGUUAUGC
Molecule: messenger RNA, 4127 nt
Organism: Hydractinia symbiolongicarpus
Lineage: Eukaryota; Metazoa; Cnidaria; Hydrozoa; Anthoathecata; Hydractiniidae
Exons: 2
Coding region: 666-1991 (441 amino acids)
Biological process (GO): sodium ion transmembrane transport
Cellular component (GO): membrane
Molecular function (GO): ligand-gated sodium channel activity
Source: RefSeq, a predicted model, not a curated record